This is a messenger RNA of Acanthoscelides obtectus, 1236 nucleotides long. NCBI's taxonomy places the organism in Eukaryota, Metazoa, Arthropoda, Insecta, Coleoptera, Chrysomelidae. The record is from the annotation of a GenBank genome assembly.
UAAAAAUGUCGAAUGAGGUAUAACAUGGCAUUUUUGUCAGAGUCUUAUGGCCGAUUUCACCAACGUGUCUUAAAAUUUAGGAGUUUCUUAAUUCAAGUUAAGAACUGCCCAAAUCCAUUUUCGGUUUCUCCAGUUGCUAAGUAUUUCCUAAAGUGAGAUAAGUAUUACCUAAGAUAGGUAUUGGUUAAACAGCGUUCUAAGCCGGUUAUGAAGUUCUUAGCCCGUUUGACAUUUGUCAUAAGUGACGUUAUAUUCCUAGCGAAUAUAGCAGCUAUAUGGAAGUGAUUGAAUUUAUCGAAGAUUUGGACCAUUAUGACGAUGAUGAUGAACAUAUACGACGUCCUCGUGUUCUGAGAGAUCGUACCGAUUAUUUCGAGCAGUACGACGAAAUGGAUUUUUUCCGUAGAUUUCGCAUGAAUAAAAACACUGCACUGUUCGUCUUAGAUCAAAUUGAACAUCAGCUGGCAUAUGCAGAUUACAGAAAUGCUGCAAUUGCACCCAUAAACCAACUUUUAAUUGCGUUGCGAUUCUAUGCAACAGGAUGCCACUUAACAUCUGUUGCCGAUUAUGGUGGUGUUAGUAGUAGCAGUAGUUGCAGGAUUGUAAAGAAAGUUUCUCAUGCUUUGGCAUCAUUGCUGCAAAGAUUUGUAAAAUUUCCCACCACAAAUGAAGAGAGAAAUAAAGUAAAACAUGACUCUUUUUAAUUGCCGGAUUUCCAAAUGUUCUAGGAUCAAUUGAUUGUACACACAUAAAGAUACAGUCACCAGAAUUAUCUGAUGACACCCUUUUUAAGCCCACAAACUAUCGGCCAGCAAAAUUAUAAUAGGGCACAUAUUGCAACAAGAAAUACAGUGGAACGACAAUAUGGAGUGCUAAAACGAAGAUUUCCUGUAUUGGCUACUGGAUUAAGAUUAAAAUUAGAAAAUUCUAUAAAUGUAAUAUUGGCAUGCUCUGUAUUACACAACAUUUGCAUAGAUAAAAAUGAAGAUGUCCCACCAGUAGAAGUAGAGAAUAUUGAAAAUGAUAUACAAAAUGGCCAAAUGGAAAGAAAUAUUCAAAAUGGACAAAAUAAUUUAAGUCGAGAUAUACUUGUAGCUAGACAUUUUCAAUAAAAAAUUAAGAACUUCCUCACCAUUAAUUUUUUUAAUUAUAAGAUCCCUUAUUUCAAUAUCUUUUUCUAGUUUUCUUUUUUUGAGCUCGUGAAGUUCCAUUUCCCUUCUCAUUUCUGCAUCUAUU